Molecule: messenger RNA, 402 nt
Organism: Rotaria sp. Silwood1
Lineage: Eukaryota; Metazoa; Rotifera; Eurotatoria; Philodinida; Philodinidae
Source: the annotation of a GenBank genome assembly
AUGAAAAUAUUUUAUUAUACACUUUUUACUAUUAUAUAUUAUUCAAUACCUUUAUGUAUCAUUAUUUUAUUUCUUUAUUUAUUUUUAAAUUUAUUUUCAUCACAUAUUCAUUCAAUAUUUUAUUAUAUAUUUCAUACAAAAUUACAUUUUUCAUGUAAAUUACAAAAACCAACAUUACGUUUUCAUUUAUAUAUUGUACAAUAUCAUCAAAGAAAUAUAGAACAUGAAAAACAUUCAAAAGAUUCAUUAGUUCUUGAUUUAACAUCAUCAAUUUAUGAUGAACAAUCGCCUAUAUCUCUAAAUGACACAAUUGGUACUUAUGAAGAAAAUAGUAGUAAUCAGCCUCCAAUAACAACAAGUAGUUGUGGAAUUGUAAAUGAAUCUGAAACUAGUAAACUGUGA